AUGCUUCAAGAACCACGCGGCUGCUAUCGGAGGUCACACGCUCGACGUUUGCGGCGAGUUCAUGCCCCUACCUUCACAUCUUCUGAUCGAACUUCCCUCAAAUGUGCCACCUGCAGUGCCACAGUAACUUCCACCGCCGUGACCCAGACAAAUUCCUCACUCACUUCCGACGGACGAAAUCUUAUUUAUAAUAAAGUUGCGGACAAGUAUGAAGUAAAUGGUUCUCACUGUGAUAAGGAUCAAGAGGUCAGAGUUAAUAAGGAAUUAAUGGAAAGAGGAGCGGUUACGGUGUAG
Molecule: messenger RNA, 294 nt
Organism: Eruca vesicaria subsp. sativa (arugula)
Lineage: Eukaryota; Viridiplantae; Streptophyta; Magnoliopsida; Brassicales; Brassicaceae
Source: the annotation of a GenBank genome assembly